AGAGUUACAUUGCAGCAGGCAGUGAGCUCCUUGUUUCUUGCUCCGUUUCGGAGCCCCUCGCUCUCGCUCUCUCGUCUCGCCUGCUCAUUUGGCACGCUCGUGUUGACCUGUCCCGAGCCCAACCAAUCUGCCGCCGCCGCCGCAUCAGCCAUCGUUCUCUCCUCGCUCGGCUGUGCAGCCUGUGGGAGUUCUUUAAAACCCCCCUCGGCUUUCCACCCUUGUGCAGCUAGCUGCUAGCGCCCUCGACGACGACGACGCCGCCUCUCUGCCCCUCUCUCAGACUCCGCAAUGGCCAGGCCGCGCAAGAACGCCGGUACCGACGAGGAUAAUCCUAACGCCGCCACGGGCGUCAGCGUCACCGGGAAGCCGCCGAAGCUGAAGCGGGUGCGGAGGAAGGGCGAGCCGCGGGAGAGCAGCACCCCGUCCCAGCGCAGCUCCGCGUACCGCGGCGUCACACGGCACCGGUGGACGGGGCGGUUCGAGGCGCACCUGUGGGACAAGGACGCCCGCAAUGGCUCCCGGAACAAGAAAGGCAAGCAAGUUUAUCUCGGUGCGUACGACGACGAGGAAGCGGCGGCGCGCGCGCACGACCUGGCGGCGCUCAAGUACUGGGGCCCCGCCACCGUCCUCAACUUCCCGCUGUGCGGCUACGACGAGGAGCUGAGGGAGAUGGAGGCGCAGCCCAGGGAGGAGUACAUCGGGUCGCUGCGUCGGCGGAGCAGCGGCUUCUCGCGAGGGGUGUCCAAGUACAGGGGCGUUGCCAGGCAUCAUCACAACGGGCGAUGGGAGGCGAGGAUCGGGCGCGUGCUGGGCAACAAGUACCUCUACCUCGGCACUUUCGCAACGCAAGAGGAGGCGGCGGUGGCGUACGACAUCGCCGCUAUAGAGCACCGUGGCCUCAACGCGGUCACCAACUUCGACAUCAGCCACUACGUCAAUCACUGGCAUCGACACUGCCACGGCCCCUCCGACGACAGCCUCGGCGUGGUGGUGGACGACGUCGCCGCGUUCCAGCUACCAGAUGACCUGCCCGAGUGCCCGGCGGCCGCCAUCGGCGUCGAGGAGACCACGGGCGGCGACGCGGAAUUCCACAACGGCGAGGAGGGCUACCUGCAGCACCACACCAGCGGACCCUUCGGCGCGCAGCAGCAGCUUCCUGACGAGACGGGAGCGCUAGCGGCUCAUCAAAUGGCGCCAAAUUCGUCGGCGCUCGACAUGGUGUUGCAGUCUCCCAAGUUCAAGGAGCUGAUGGAGCAGGUCUCCGCGGCGGCGGCGGCGGUGGCCUCCGAGAGCAGCAUCGGCGGCAGCAUGAGCAGCAGCUCGCCGUCGCCGUCUUUGUCCUCGUUCUCGCCUUCGCCUCUGCAGCUGCCAUCGCCGUCGUCUUUGUCCUCGUUCUCGCCUUCGUCGCCUCUGCAGCAGCCAUCGCCGCCGCUGCAGCAGCCUGAGUUCGUCGAAGGAGCGCCGGCGGCUCGGUGCAGCUUCCCGGACGACGUGCAGACGUUCUUCGAUUUCGAGAACGAGAGCGACAUGAGCUUCAUGUACGCGGAGGUUGACACGUUCCUCUUCGGGGACCUGGGCGCGUACGCGGCGCCGAUAUUCCACUUCGACCUAGACGUGUGAUCUGGAUCGGACGGCUGGCGUUUAAAGACGCCGCGAGCAAUUUUUUUAAACGGCUUCAUAAUUUUUGUUUAUGAUGAUGACAUGACUACUACCAAGGUUUACUUGGAAGAGGUAGGAUUAGUUGACUAUUCUCGCCCCUGUUUCAAAUAGCUAGAAUGGGGAAAUAUGUUUCUCUUUUUUUUUUCAUUUUUUUCCACCGAAAGGUCAAAGGUGUACACGUCCAAAUGAAGGAACAAUAACUAAUCAACAUUAAUAAUAUGUAAAAGUAUAUAUGGGACAUGCUAUACUCAGAAAAAUUUCCUUUUUGCCGUUGAUGCA
This is a messenger RNA of Sorghum bicolor (sorghum), 1938 nucleotides long. Its product is annotated as AP2-like ethylene-responsive transcription factor AIL5. Gene Ontology annotation, molecular function: DNA binding; DNA-binding transcription factor activity. The record is from RefSeq and is a predicted model, not a curated record. Gene Ontology annotation, biological process: regulation of DNA-templated transcription. Bases 289 to 1620 code for a protein of 443 amino acids. The transcript has 7 exons. Lineage: Eukaryota; Viridiplantae; Streptophyta; Magnoliopsida; Poales; Poaceae.